Molecule: messenger RNA, 698 nt
Organism: Schistocerca nitens (vagrant locust)
Lineage: Eukaryota; Metazoa; Arthropoda; Insecta; Orthoptera; Acrididae
Exons: 3
Coding region: 42-641 (199 amino acids)
Source: RefSeq, a predicted model, not a curated record
GCCGUAGACCGGUAUCUGUCAAGUAUCCAUCUCCAGCCGCAAUGAUGAAGAGUUUGGUGCUCAAUUUGCUGUUGGCAGCUGCAGGAUCUGUGGCGUACUACCCGCGCUACGCAGAAGUGGUGCGCGACCCCAAAGACUUCGAUCUUCUCUACAGUUCCACCUCAGGACCCAUCAAUGAGACGUGGAGAUUCUACUCUGAAGCCAUCCUGACGUCCAUCAUCAUUCCGUCACAAAUCACCUUCUGCAGCUCAGAUCCAGGAACGGAUGGAACAUACGAUGAAGAGGUUGACCUCCUCGUGUACGAGAAGAAAAUCGGGAGGGUUUCAUCCGAGGACGAGACGUACUUGGUAGCGACCGGCUCCUUCAACGGCACCGUCAGCUUCGGCCAGGAGCUGGACAUCCCGCUGUGGAACGCCACGCUCAAUAGCGCGCCCCCGGUCCAGCACUACUUCUACUCGACUGGUGGCUACGAGUACACGGUCAACAUCGUCUUCAAGAAGGACGGUAUCUACCCGUGGUACACUGCGAGAAACCUCUCCGACUACUCCGUCAUCGAUUCCAGGAUCGAUGGAUCUGGAAUAGCUAUUGGACUGACGUACACUCUUAGCUAUGAGGCCACGUCUACCCGUCGCGGCAGUUAGAUACGAGACGCUAAGGACGCAGUGGGUUUGCAGACUUCGAUGUUAUUCACUGUUCAC